Messenger RNA from Mus pahari (shrew mouse), 2679 nucleotides. RefSeq names its product anaphase promoting complex subunit 7 (gene Anapc7). Lineage: Eukaryota; Metazoa; Chordata; Mammalia; Rodentia; Muridae. The coding region runs from base 88 to 1644 and encodes 518 amino acids. Gene Ontology annotation, biological process: cell division. Gene Ontology annotation, molecular function: protein binding. The record is from RefSeq and is a predicted model, not a curated record. The transcript is spliced from 11 exons.
UUUGGAACUUUUAACCGAGCCUCGGCUCUCGGCUCCCGGGAGGUUCCGUCCGCCGCUGCCGGGGACCGCGGUGUCGCCGGGUGCAGGAUGAGUGUGAUCGACCACGUGCGGGACAUGGCGGCCGCGGGGCUGCACUCUAACGUGCGGCUCCUCAGCAGCCUGCUGCUCACCAUGAGUAACAACAACCCUGAGCUGUUUUCCCCGUCGCAGAAGUACCAGCUCUUGGUACACCAUGCAGACUCUCUGUUUCACGAUAAGGAGUACCGCAAUGCUGUGAGUAAGUACGCCAUGGCUUUACAGCAGAAGAAAGCCUUGAGUAAGACUUCCAAAGUGCGGCCUUCCACUGGGAAUUCUGCAUCUACCCCACAGAGCCAGUGUCUUCCAUCUGAAAUUGAAGUGAAAUACAAAAUGGCUGAGUGUUAUACAAUGCUGAAACUAGACAAGGAUGCCAUUGCUAUACUUGAUGGGGUCCCUUCAAGACAAAGAACUCCGAAAAUAAACAUGAUGCUGGCAAACCUGUACAGGAAGGCUGGUCAGGAACGCCCAUCAGUCACCAGCUAUAAGGAGGUCCUGCGGCAGUGCCCUUUGGCCCUGGACGCCAUUCUAGGUUUGUUAUCCCUGUCCGUGAAAGGCGCAGAGGUGGCGUCCAUGACGAUGAAUGUGAUCCAGACCGUGCCCAACUUGGACUGGCUAUCUGUGUGGAUUAAAGCGUACGCUUUUGUGCACACCGGAGACAACUCGAGAGCGAUCAACACCAUCUGGUGGAUGGAUGUUUACGGCUACCUCCUGGCACGAGAAGGGCGGCUAGAGGACGUGGAGAGCCUUGGCUGCCGCCUUUUCAACAUUUCUGACCAGCAUGCAGAGCCCUGGGUGGUCUCCGGAUGCCACAGCUUCUACAGCAAGCGCUACUCUCGGGCCCUGUACUUAGGUGCCAAGGCUAUCCAGUUGAACAGCAACAGCGUCCAAGCUCUGUUACUCAAGGGGGCGGCGCUUAGAAACAUGGGGAGGGUCCAGGAAGCCAUCAUACACUUUCGGGAGGCCAUCAGGCUUGCGCCUUGUCGCUUGGACUGUUACGAAGGUCUCAUAGAGUGUUACUUAGCUUCUAACAGCAUCCGAGAAGCAAUGGUGAUGGCCAACAAUGUUUACAAAACUCUGGGUGCAAACGCUCAGACGCUUACGCUGUUAGCCACCGUGUGUCUGGAAGAUCCAGUGACCCAGGAGAAAGCCAAGACUCUGUUAGAUAAAGCCCUAGCACAGAGGCCGGGCUACGUCAAGGCCGUGGUGAAGAAAGCGGAGCUGCUCAGCAGGGAGCAGAAAUAUGAAGAUGGAAUUGCUCUGCUGAGAAAUGCGCUGGCCAACCAGAGCGACUGUGUCCUGCAUCGGAUCCUGGGGGACUUCCUAGUAGCUGUGAACGAGUACCAGGAAGCCAUGGACCAAUACAGUAUAGCCCUGAGUUUGGACCCCAAUGACCAGAAGUCUCUCGAGGGGAUGCAGAAGAUGGAGAAGGAGGAGAGCCCCACGGAUGCCACUCAGGAGGAAGAUGUGGACGACAUGGAGGGGAGUGGGGAAGAAGGGGACCUGGAGGGCAGCGACAGUGAGGCAGCACAGUGGGCUGACCAGGAGCAGUGGUUCGGCAUGCAGUGAAGGCGCAGUGGCAGCCCCUGGUGUUCCUAGAGUGACUGAUGCUGUCGGAAGUGUGCUCACAGCGGGGCUCCCUGCCUGUUUCCCAGUUGUAGUUGGGACUGAUGUCUACCGACCCCUUUGCUGAGGACUGAUUGAGUUCCAAGCUGCAGACUCACCCUUCUGACGUACCCAGUGGGCGAUGCUGCUUUCCCUUUAUGAGGGGUACACAGGACUGAGCCAUCCUCUUAAGGGCACAUGCACCUGGUGGCCCUGUCAGAGGUAUCUGGCUCCUGGGAGUCAGGGUCCUCCUCGCCACACUCCCCAUAGUCACGGUGUUCCGGACUCGGGCACCGAGCUUCACGGACUGCAGAGUGCUUGGCCUCAGUGGGCAGAUCUGAGGACCAGAUGAUGGGAACAUGGCCACACACACGACAGGCUCACCUAAUAAAACUGUUCAGUGUGGUGGCACGUGUCACAGUGGACACCCUUUGAGACUCUUCCUUUUUCCGCCUUGUCAGAGUCAGCCGUGGGGGCCUAUUCAUGUACGCUCUUCUCCCGUGUGCUGGGUGGCAGAGCCCUGAGCCUGUCACAUAAACCAGCCUGGCUUUCUGCCUCUUCCUGGAGGAUCCUCCGCCACUGGGAACAGGUCGGCUCGCCCUCCGUCCUGCAUCUGCAGGUGUGAAGCCUUUCACGAUGCAGGUCAUUGCUAGGAGUGUGAGAGAUUGGUUCACUGAACAACCAGUAACAUCAGAACAUUGUCAACGCAGUGAAAAGUGGGCCAGGGUGGUCGGUCUGGUGGAGACACAUUCCAGAAGCCUGAGGCGUGACAGUUGAGAUGUGCUGGGCUACAUAGCAAGACUUGUCCUAAGAUACACGAUAAAUUAAAUGGACCAGGUCUCCGGAAAGUGUACCAGUGUGAGCUUCAGCCUGUGCACGCUAGCUGUCCCGAGCCAUCUCAGGCUCCCUAGGCAGCAUGUGGGUGGGGCUUUUCCUGGCUUGGCCCCACCGGCAGCCCCACUGACCAGUCAGUGCUGAGAGAGAAGGCAAAACCCUUCC